CCACCAAGCCCAAAACCCCACACGCACUCUCACCAAUCCAUGGCGCCACCGCGCUGAACCCCCCCAACCGCCGGCCCGCCCUCCGCUCCCCGCGCUCCAUGGCGCUCUCCGAGCUCCCGCUCCACCACUCCUUCCGCCUCUCGUCCCGCCCCAACAUCCACCGCCUCCUCCCGCUCCGCCUCCUCUCCUCCUCCCCGGCCUCCCGCCACGUCUCCUCCUCCUCCUCGUCCGCCGCCGCGGCCUCCUCCCCUUCAUCCACCGGCGGCAAUCGCACUUCCCCACCCUCCACCAGCACGGGGGCGCCGUGGCUGCAGAAGUGGGCGCCCUCCGACCCCUCCCGCCCGGUCCCACCUCCGGCUCCCGUCCCGUCCCCGACCACGUCCAUCGACCGCAUCGUGCACCGGCUCCGCAACCUCGGCCUCGCCUCCGACGACGACGACCCCUCCUCCGUCUCCGCUGCCACGGCCGCCGCGGCGCCCCCCGACGGCACCGAGCGCCUCGGCGACCUGCUCGACCGCAGCUGGGCGCGGCCCGACCGCCAGUUCGCGGCCGCCAGCUUCGACGAUGCCGUCCUCCCGUGGGAGAGAGACGACGAGCCCAUGGGGUCGGCAAGGGAUGAGGAGGACGGGGUCAAGAGGAGGCGGGUCAAGGCGCCCACGCUGGCCGAGCUCACCAUCGAGGACGAGGAGCUGCGCCGGCUGCGCAGGCUCGGGAUGACGCUUCGCGACCGCAUCACCGUGCCCAAGGCGGGAGUCACCACGGCCGUCACGGAGAAGAUCCAUGACGCCUGGAGGAAGUCGGAGCUGGUCCGCCUCAAGUUCCACGAGGACCUCGCGCACGACAUGAAGACUGCUCAUGAGCUCGUUGAGCGACGCACAGGCGGAUUUAUCAUAUGGAGGUCUGGAAGUGUAAUGGUGGUUUACCGAGGGAGCAAUUACAAAAGACCUCUGAAAUCUCAAGCUCUAAAUGGUGCCUCAUCACCAGUGAAGGGGGGAGAUGGUGCACUGUUCAUCCCAGAUGCCUCCAGCCCUGUUGAGAAUGAUAAUCAGAGCAAGGAUUUGGCUGGGCAGCAUGCAAACGUGUCCCAAUUGAACACACAGAAUACUGAAGAUAUGACAGAGGAAGAGCUGGAGUUCAAUCAGAUGCUUGAUGAGCUGGGUCCUCGUUUUGUGGAUUGGUGGGGAACAGGUAUUUUACCAGUGGAUGCCGACUUGCUGCCUCAAACGAUCCCUGGUUAUAAAACACCAUAUAGAGUUCUUCCGACUGGAAUGCGUUCGACCCUUACUAACGCAGAGCUGACUAACUUGCGAAAGUUAGCGAGGAACCUUCCAUGCCAUUUUGCUCUAGGGAGGAACCGAAAUCAUCAAGGUUUGGCAGCAGCAAUUGUUAAGCUUUGGGAGAAGAGUUUGGUGGUGAAAAUAGCUGUCAAACGUGGAAUACAAAACACAAAUAAUAAAAUAAUGGCUGAAGAAAUAAAGAAUCUAACAGGGGGUACCUUGCUUCUUCGAAAUAAAUUUUACAUUGUAAUAUAUCGUGGAAAAGACUUCCUCCCAACAUCUGUGGCAGCUGUGUUGGCUGAAAGAGAGGAGUUGACAAAGGAUAUUCAGAAUAUGGAGGAGCAGAGAAGAAACAUUUUGAUUGCACAACCUCCGGAUGAUGGCUUCGAUGGGCAUGCUCUUGUGGGUACUCUUGCUGAGUUUCAGGAGGCCCAAGCUCGUUGGGGAAGAGAAGUAACUGCUAAGGAGCAAGAAGAAAUGAAAGAAGCUUCUUCUAGAACAGAAAAGCAAAAGCUUUACAGGAAACUCGAACACAAGCUUUACAUUGCUCAGGCAAAAAUACAUAGAGCAGAGCGCUUACUAUCAAAGAUUGAAGCUUCUAUGGUACUUGCCGAUCCAUGUGAUGAUCAAGAAAUGAUUACUGAUGAGGAAAAGUCUGUUUUCCGUAGGAUUGGUUUACGGCUUAAGGCAUAUUUGCCACUUGGAGUUCGUGGCGUUUUUGAUGGUGUAAUUGAAAAUAUGCACUUGCAUUGGAAGCACAGGGAAGUUGUCAAAUUAAUUUCAAAGCAGAAGACUUUGUCAUUCGUUGAAGAGACGGCACGACUUCUUGCAUAUGAGAGUGGUGGUAUACUAGUUGCAAUUGAAAGAGUUCCAAAGGGUUAUGCACUCAUUUUUUACCGUGGAAAGAACUAUAGGAGGCCUAUUAACAUAAGGCCAAGAAACCUCUUAACAAAAGCUAAGGCAUUGAAACGUGCAGUUGCUAUGCAACGUCAUGAGGCCCUUAGUCAGCAUAUAGAUCAACUGGAAAGCAAUAUCAAGCAGAUGAAGUUGGAUCUGGGUAUUGAGGACUAUGAGGAACAAGAUGAGGAUAGCUCAGAUUCAGAAAACGAAUAUGGCAUGGCAGUCGCCUCUGCUAGCUAUGAUGAGGAUCAAGACGAUUUUGAUGAAUCAGCUGAUGAAGAUGAUGAUUAUGAUGAUGACGUUGAAGAUGAAGAGAUUGACAGCUAGUGAUUUGGAAUUGUUUCUUGUGAUGUGCAGUUCUGAUUUCUGAAUUAAUGAUUCUCUGGACGUGAUACUACUGUCUCUGGGACAUUCAUGGACACAAGUUUGGUGAUGGACCUUCAUGACCGGUAUGCAGCAUCUGUUAUGCCUGUGUUCCGUUCGUUCUUGGAAUCUGGCCUAGAAGUGUCCGUGCUGAUCUGGGAAACUGUCGCACGAUGUAAUUUAUGAGAUCGCCCUGCAUGCUUACAGCAUCCUCUUCUUUUCUUUUCGUUCUGCCUUCCUAUUUUGUGACUACAUAACUUAGAGGGCUUAGGAGGUGUUUUCCUUUCCCCAUUCUGCUCCAGAAAAUAUACCUGGACGCGAAUUGUGUAACUCAUUCUUGGCCAAAUACACUAGAACAAGAUAAAUUUGGCCUCUUGUUUAGUUGGCAAAUUUUUCUAGUUUUGUAGCACUUUCGUUUGUAUUUGAUAAUUAUUGUUCAAUCAUGGACUAAUUAGGUUCAACA
Sorghum bicolor (sorghum) is the source of this 3003-nucleotide messenger RNA. Its product is annotated as CRM-domain containing factor CFM3, chloroplastic/mitochondrial. NCBI's taxonomy places the organism in Eukaryota, Viridiplantae, Streptophyta, Magnoliopsida, Poales, Poaceae. Gene Ontology annotation, biological process: RNA splicing, via transesterification reactions. The transcript has 10 exons. The record is from RefSeq and is a predicted model, not a curated record. The coding region runs from base 99 to 2504 and encodes 801 amino acids. Gene Ontology annotation, molecular function: mRNA binding.